CUCUGUCCCUCACCGUCAAUCCUCUUCACUGGGAAAAACUUAGAUCUCCAGGGACGAAUACCAGCCGUACGAAGGCAAAAACUCUCUUGUCAGGCGUGCUCGGUGAUCUUCUGCAGCCAUGUGUGACCAGACGUUCAUGGCGGCCACUUUUGGCCCGUGCGACAGCUGUGGGACCGCAAGUCCUCUAAUGAACAUCUACAUUAAGAGCGAGGCCAUUAAUUACUGCUCCUUCUGUGUGGAAGUGAUGGCCUGUCAGGGGCUCCAGAAAGGGGAAAGCCUGGCGUCACUGAAGAAGGAGAGCGAGACUCUGAAGAAGAAGCUGGAGGAGGAGCGGGGCAAGCUGAACGACGUGGAGUUACACCAGGUGGCUGAGAAGAUUGAGGUGUUGGGUGCUCUCUCCGUAAAGACCAGACGUGUGCUGAAGGGUCAUGGCAACAAGGUGCUGUGCAUGGACUGGUGCAGAGACAAACGUCGUCUCGUCAGCUCUUCACAGGAUGGCAAAGUGAUUGUCUGGGAUGCAUUCACUCUUAAUAAGGAGCAUGGGAUCACCCUUCCAUGUACUUGGGUCAUGGCGUGUGCUUACGCCCCCUCAGGCUGCGCUGUGGCAUGCGGCGGACUGGAUAACAAGUGCUCAGUGGUCCCUCUGUCACUGGACAAAAACGAGAACUUGGCUGCAAAGAAGAAGUCGGUGGCCAUGCACACCAACUAUGUGUCGGGAUGCACAUUCACGAACUCGGACAUGCAGAUCCUGACCUCCAGCGGUGAUGGGACUUGUGCUUUAUGGGAUGUGGAGAGCGGUCAGCUGCUGCAGAGUUUCCAUGGACACACUGCUGAUGUGCUGUCCCUGGACCUCGCCCCCUCUGAGACUGGAAACACUUUUGUAUCUGGGGGCUGUGAUAAGAAGGCCAAUGUGUGGGACAUGCGCUCUGGACAGAACAUUCAGUCUUUUGAGAGCCACGAUUCGGACAUCAACUGUGUAAAGUACUACCCCAGUGGAGAUGCAUUUGCAUCUGCAUCUGAUGACGCCACAUGCCGUUUCUAUGAUUUGCGAGCUGACCGUGAAGUGGCCGUCUACCAGAAGGACAGCAUCAUAUUUGGUGCUUCCACUGUGGACUUCUCUCUGAGUGGCCGCCUGCUCUUCGCCGGUUACAAUGACUACACUAUCAACGUGUGGGACGUUUUGAAGGGAAACCGCGUCUCCAUCAUGUUUGGACAUGAGAACCGUGUCAGCAGAGUGAGAGUGUCUCCUGACGGCACUGCUCUCUGCUCGGCCUCAUGGGACAACACCUUACGGAUUUGGGCCUAGAGUCAUUUGGCACCAGUGAGGACGGCAACGAUAUGUGUCGGCCAGCAUUGCACAUCACUGUCUGAAAUCAAAACUACUGCAAGAGUGUGUUCGUACAACCUUCAAACACACAAGCAACAACAAAUCUGAAUGAAUAUAUUUUAUUGUGUCAUAAUUAUAGAGUGAGAAUUCAUUUAAACACACCGUGUGGAUUCCCAGUCUUUGCUACCGUUAGCUUGACGACUGAUAUUAUGUAAUUAUAUGUUAGUACUUAUUUAGUUAGGCAAUAAUGAUCUGUGUAAAGAGCCAAAACGACUAGACUGUAGAACUCAUCAGCAUGACUAAAAUGCCAAGUAGCACUACAGACAGUUUCACUGAUUGUAAAUUUAUGUACCAGUAUCAGUUGGCUGUCACCUGUCCUGAGAGCACCAUGCCUGUCCAGAGCCACGCUGUAGGUUUCCACUCUGUUGUUGUCAUUACUGUGAUGCCACUCUGACAUGACGUGUCAUGAUUAUCCAAAAAAGGACAACUUUCAUUGUUUUCUUAUUUCAAAUUAUGUAAAUCUCAACAGUUUAGGUCAACGUCCUGUAAAUAAAAUAAAGAUUUUCAGUAUU
Mugil cephalus (flathead mullet) is the source of this 1899-nucleotide messenger RNA. RefSeq names its product guanine nucleotide binding protein (G protein), beta 5b (gene gnb5b). Gene Ontology annotation, molecular function: protein binding; signaling receptor complex adaptor activity. NCBI's taxonomy places the organism in Eukaryota, Metazoa, Chordata, Actinopteri, Mugiliformes, Mugilidae. The record is from RefSeq and is a predicted model, not a curated record. The transcript is spliced from 13 exons. Gene Ontology annotation, biological process: G protein-coupled dopamine receptor signaling pathway; G protein-coupled receptor signaling pathway. Gene Ontology annotation, cellular component: cytoplasm; heterotrimeric G-protein complex. Bases 119 to 1306 code for a protein of 395 amino acids.